Acomys russatus (golden spiny mouse) is the source of this 1585-nucleotide messenger RNA. Its product is annotated as acyl-coenzyme A thioesterase 1. Lineage: Eukaryota; Metazoa; Chordata; Mammalia; Rodentia; Muridae. Gene Ontology annotation, molecular function: fatty acyl-CoA hydrolase activity. The coding region runs from base 248 to 1516 and encodes 422 amino acids. The record is from RefSeq and is a predicted model, not a curated record. The transcript is spliced from 3 exons. Gene Ontology annotation, biological process: acyl-CoA metabolic process; fatty acid metabolic process.
UGUUUCUUUUUAUAGAAAGCUGCUAGUGAAUCCACUCAAGGGCUGGACUUUGCCACGAUCUUAUUCACCUAGUGUCACCAACAGUCCUCAAUACCACGUGGACAGAAUCCUCUUGCCCGGCUCAGCCCCAAUGCUACUCUGACCUCCACCAUACACCCGGCAGACAUCAGGCACACAGGUCAGGAACCCCAGGUCGGCUCCACAGCAGGCCAGGCUCCGCCCUCCAGCCUCUGAGCUCAAGGCCUCCAUGGCCGCGACGCUGAGCCUGGAGCCCGCGGGCCGCAGCUGCUGGGACGAGCCGCUGAGCAUCUCCGUGCGCGGCCUGGCCCCCGAGCAGCCCGUCACGCUGCGCGCCGCCCUGCGCGACGAGAAGGGCGCGCUCUUCAGCGCCCACGCGCGCUACCGCGCCGAUGCCCACGGAGAGCUGGACCUGACGCGCGCGCCCGCGCUGGGCGGCAGCUUCGCGGGGCUCGAGCCCAUGGGGCUGCUCUGGGCCAUGGAGCCCGAACAGCCUUUGCGGCGCCUGGUGAAGCGCGACGUGCAGACGCCCUUCGUGGUGGAGCUGGAGGUGCUGGAGGGACACGAGCCCGAGGGCGGGCGGCAGCUGGCGAAGGCGGUGCACGAGCGUCACUUCAUGGCCCCUGGGGUGAGGCGCGUGCCCGUGCGCGAGGGCCGGGUGCGCGCCACGCUCUUCCUGCCUCCAGGCAAGGACCGGUCCCCUGGCAUCAUCGACUUGUUUGGAAGUGGCGGUGGCCUGUGUGAAUACAGAGCCAGCCUCCUGGCUGGGCACGGCUUUGCUGUGCUUGCUCUGGCUUAUUUCCGAUUUGAAGACCUCCCUGAGUAUUUGAGGGAUGUGCGCCUGGAGUACUUUGAAGAAGCCUUGGCCUUUAUGCUGCAGCACCCAAAGGUGAAAGGCCCAGAUAUCGGGCUUCUCGGUUUCUCCAAAGGCGGUGACCUGUGCCUCUCAGUGGCUACCUUCCUGAAGGACAACAUCACGGCCACUGUCCUUAUCAACACCUGUGUGGCCAACACAAUGGUUCCUCUGUGCUACAAAGAUCUUGUUGUUCCUGAGCUUGCCUGUGACCCAACAAAACAAAAGACCACGGCGUCAGGCCUUUUGGAUUUGGUGGAUAUUUGGAACAAUCCGCUGGAGGAACCCAACCGCCAAAGUCUUAUUCCCUUGGAAAAGGCCCAGGGACCCUUCCUGUUUAUUGUGGGCUUGGAUGACCAUAAUUGGAAGAGUGAGUUUUAUGCUCAUAUAGCCUGUGGACGUCUCCAAGCCCAUGGGAAAGACCGACCCCAGAUAAUCUGUUAUCCAGACACUGGCCACUGUGUUGACCCACCGUAUUUCCCUCCUUCCAUAGCAUCUGUGCACGCGACGUUUGGUGUACCAAUAUUCUACGGCGGUGAGCCAAGUGCUCACUCAAGGGCACAGGUGGAUGCCUGGCAACAAAUUCAAACUUUCUUCCAAAAAUAUCUCAGUGGUGAAAAGCCUGUCAAGAGCAGCAAAAUGUAGCGUUGCAAUUAUAUUGAGAGCUCUAAUCACACCAUGCGGAUUCUUUUUAGACUUCCAGGGCACUGAGGG